UUUUUAAGCUAGCAAAUUCCAAAUCAAUAGGAAAAAACACCUCUAAAAACAAAAAAGAGUAGAAUAUAUUUUUAUUUUAGCGUUUACACCCCGCUCACAUCGUUACCCCCCAAACCUGUGCCCAGGACAGAAAUUUGAAUAACAAAUCUUAUUUGCGCCCUUCCGUCUUUUCUAUAUAGUAUUUUUUUAAAUUACUCAUUGUUGGUUCUCCCCUAUUUUUAUUUAUCACCCCUUCUUUUACACACAACAGACACACCCACUCACACUUACACAGAUACGCAGCGUGUUUUUCUCUCUUUUUUAAUUUCUGCUAUUUCCAUUUGAAUCCCAGUCAUUUAGUUCCAAUUACACAAACGUUCUUUAUUUUUUGGUGCAUCCCCCUUUUCUUUUUUUCUAUAUUUUUCCUUUAUAUAUUUUUCACUCAUUUAAUUACCCAUGGAAAGUGAGCGCGGUUGGAAGUUCACUCAAUGCUUUGGCGACAAGGCCGAUUUGGAGGAUGUCACAGAGGCUGAUAUUAUCUCUACCGUGGAGUUUGACCACACCGGAAACUACUUGGCUACCGGCGAUAAGGGCGGUCGUGUCGUGCUUUUCGAGAGAAGCGACAACAAGCAAGGGUGCGAGUACAAGUUUUACACGGAAUUCCAGUCGCAUGAACCCGAGUUUGACUACUUGAAGAGUCUGGAGAUCGAAGAGAAGAUUAACCGCAUCAAAUGGCUCAAGCCCAACAACAACUCCCUGUACAUGCUGACGACCAACGACAAGACUAUCAAGCUGUGGAAGGUCUGCGAGAAGGCGCUCAAGCUAGUGUCCGAGAACAACCUACUCGAUGGUGACCGCCCGCCGCCGCAGGACAUCUCGCGCCUGCGUCUGCCAAAGCUCGUCCAGCACGAGAACAUCAUUGCGGCGAUUCCGCGGAAGAUCUACGCCAACGCCCACGCCUACCACAUCAACUCCAUUUCGGUCAACUCGGACGACGAAACCUAUCUGUCUGCUGACGACCUGCGCAUCAACCUGUGGAACCUGGGAAUUAACAACCAGAGCUUCAACAUAGACCUGACCGAGGUCAUCACGGCUGCCGAGUUCCACCCGCAGUCCUGCAACUACUUCAUGUACAGCAGCAGCAAGGGACGAUCAAGCUCGCUCUGUGACAAGCAUGCCAAGCAGUUUGAGGAGCCCGAGGACCCGGCUUCGAAGAACUUUUCUCCGAGAUUAUCUCCUCCGUGUCUGAUCUCGGACGGCCGAUACAUUCUGUCGCGCGAUUACCUGACCCUGCGGUUGUGGGAUAUCAACAUGGAGCGGCAGCCGGUGAGGACAAUCAGCGUCCAUGACUACCUCAAGCCCAAGCUCUGCGACCUCUACGAGAACGACUGCAUUUUGACAAACGGCAAGCAUGCCAUGACUGGGUCAUACAACAACUACUUUAGCAUCUACGAUCUGGAGGAGACCAGUAACGAUGUUAUGCUGCAGGCGGACAAGAAUGCCUUCCGGGCUAAGCGCGUUCAGGGUCCCAAUGGGAGCAAGAGCAAGGUCGGUAUCCCGCGUAAUGGUCGUGGUGGAUUGCGCAAGGAGGAUAUUGAUCCUGAAAACAUUGACUAUAACCGCAAGAUAUUGCACUCGAGCUGGCAUCCGAGAGAAAACACCCUUGCUGUUGCUGCCACUAACAAUCUGUUCAUCUUUACAGAUUGAAAAAAGAAGGUUGAAAAUAAUCGAAUAUACACAAACCAAUUUUUUUUACUUUUCCCCAUUUUAUUCCCUCUUCCCCUACCACUUUUUUCUUUUACAAAAAAUUUUUAGCACUUCCUUAUUCAAUUCAACAUUUAAAACAAU
Messenger RNA from Kickxella alabastrina, 1827 nucleotides. Its product is annotated as protein phosphatase PP2A regulatory subunit B. Lineage: Eukaryota; Fungi; Kickxellomycota; Kickxellomycetes; Kickxellales; Kickxellaceae. Gene Ontology annotation, molecular function: protein binding; protein phosphatase regulator activity. The transcript has 7 exons. Gene Ontology annotation, biological process: peptidyl-serine dephosphorylation. Gene Ontology annotation, cellular component: protein phosphatase type 2A complex; cytosol. The record is from RefSeq and is a predicted model, not a curated record. Bases 436 to 1686 code for a protein of 416 amino acids.